Messenger RNA from Ziziphus jujuba (common jujube), 2294 nucleotides. RefSeq lists its product as uncharacterized. NCBI's taxonomy places the organism in Eukaryota, Viridiplantae, Streptophyta, Magnoliopsida, Rosales, Rhamnaceae. The record is from RefSeq and is a predicted model, not a curated record. The coding region runs from base 1 to 2049 and encodes 682 amino acids. The transcript has a single exon.
AUGAAUCGACCAUUUUCGUCGAAGCUCACGACGAAGCCCACUCCGGCAACGGCACAGACACCCGUUCCGGCACCACCAACUGCUAAGAUUGAUCGCAGGAAAAAGAAGAAAAAGGAUGAGGAGCAGCAGAGCCGUCGAAACCCUUUGCAGAAUCUAAACGGCUCUGUGGCCGCCAAAUGCAAUAGCAGUGACGCUUCUUCUGUCUCAGUCGAAGCUCCGCGAGGUUGCCUCAGGUUCUUUCUCUCCCAUUCUUCCUCCUCCUCUUCUUCUUCUUCUUCAAAAACCCCUGCUGCUCAAAGGCCCCGAGCUCCUUCCAAAACACCCAAAUCUACCCCCAUACUGCUACUGCGUCCUUCAGAACCUUCCAAAUCUAAGGAGAACCUAGAAAAGCCCCUUUCACGGAAAGCGCGGGUGUCCAAGAAGAGUCCCUCCUGUCUCAACCAGUGGCACUCUGGGAAGAAGCCUGUUUCCAGAACUUGGCAAAAAUCCAAACUUUCUUCUGUUUUGAACUCAAAUGCUAAUUCCUCGAGUAAAUUAGAAUGUGGGUCUGUGGUGAAAAGCAUGGUGAGGACAGUUGGAAAUGCAAGUGAGAUCACUGAACUCAAAUCAUGUUGUAUUGAUGAGAGAUUUACACCUUUGAGUAAGAUCUCAAGUGGUUUGCAUUCAGACUGUGCAGCUGAGAAUGCUUUGGAACAGAAUUCCAAUAAGAGCAAUAGCAAAACUCCUCCUGUUCAGGCAUCUGUGUCUCCUGAAAUGCAAUGCGGGUCAUCUAUGGUGUCAACCACAACCACACCUGCUUGUUAUGGAGCUGGCCACGUUGUUUCGGGGAUCACUGACAAGAGGAAGUGUCGGCCUAGAGGGAUACUCGCUGUAGGAGAGAAUAACACAGGCUUUCUAAAAGGUAAAGCUUUAUGUAAUUUUGAUGAUGACUACGUCGUGCAUGACAAUGUCGAAGGGGUUAUUACCAGCUCUGAUGCUUCUAUGGUCCCUUUGCCUACUGAAGCUUCAAUGCGUUGGCUUUUAUCACCUUGUAAUGAGGACGAUGAAGAUCGCAAGGAGAACUUUGAAAACGGUUCUUGUGGAUUUCAGAGUCCCCAUUCACCGUUUUCUCCUUCCUCUGGUCAGAGGUGUUCUUCUGAUGAACUUAAUUCGACAAGCGUUACUAAAUGUAUUAGGAUGAGUUCUUCUUCUUUAAUCUCCCCCAUUGGACUUCCACUUUCUGAAGAAACCUCGGAGCCUGUAAGUGGCCAUUUCCCUGUCUUAUCCUUUCCCCUUUCUACACCUGGCAGCAAGGAUCAUGUCACCUUGAAAGGAGGAGGAAAAGACCAUUAUGAUCUUGAUGGUGAGAGUUCUCCCUUCUCCAUGGAUUCCUUGGGUAGUGGAAAUGUUGUCUGCACCCCUGAAUCAGACUCUUCAUAUGGACGUGCUGGCUUAUUAUGGUUAACUUCAGGCAACCACAAGGCAUAUCAGCUUGCUUCUGAACUCACUUCGACGACUGAAGCACUUCAUGUGGCAAGCACCAGUGCAUCAGUUAAGGACCAAACUGACUUGAGUUUCCAGUUUGAUAGUCUAACUACAUCUUGCAAUUCCUUUGUCCUUACCCAAUUUCAGCAAGUAUUCCAUGAUCAGGGUUCUGGGAAUUCCAGCUCUACACUGGAGAAUGAGUCACAAUCCCAGAUGAGGAUAUCAUGGAGAGAAGGAUUGAUGAGCCAGAUUUAUGAGAUGGAUGAAUUUGAUUGCUGCAGAUGCUUAUCGGAUGAUGAAGAGGAUGAUGCCAAUCGCUGCAGCAAUGACCAGUUAGAAUCUAGACAGAGCUCUGAUGUCAAGGAGAAUAAUCAGAUUUUAACCCAAGAUUCUUGGUCUGCUAAAGCUUUGGACAAUGAACCAGAAGUAGGAGUUGAUGGGAAGGGUAAAGAAAACUUUUCUCCUGGCCCUCCUCAAUUAUCAUGUUCAUGUGCAGAAUCCAUAAGCAUUGAUGGAGGUAGCCUGCUUGCUUCAGUGGAUUCGGAUUGGACUCAAUGCUACAAGAAUGAACUAUUCCAAGUAUAAUUCAUUACCUUUUCUUUUUAGUCCUUUUAGGGUGGGUAAGUCUCAUUAACCUUAGCCUCGGUUAAUAGUGGUUCGCCUUUGUUGAGAAUUACCACUAUUGUAUUAUGUUCUUUUCGUAGUUUGAUUUAAUAUCUGUAUCAUAGAAAUUUCCUGGAAUUGAGACUUCUACUUAUAAUUAAAAUUGUGAGGAAUCUAUUUACAAGUUUGCUAACUCUAUGCUGAAUAAAAACAACUCAUUAGAAGCU